AUGCAGGUGCGUCAGCUGAUGCCGAAUCUCAUCACCUAUAACGCCACCAUUGCAGCCUGCAGCACUGGAAGCUGGGAGCAUGCUUUGAGGAUUCUCAAGAGUAUGGCCUCCUCCGCGCGUGAUGUGGUGAGCUACAACUCCGUGUUGGCUUCAGAGUUGCCUUGGCAGAUGUGCGUGCAGCUGUUGGAGGAGAUGCAGGCUGCCGAGCUGGCUCCAGAUGCCUUGACCUACAACAGUGUGAUGGAGGCAUUGGAUGGAGCGCUGCAGUGGCGUGUGGCCGUGAGAUUGUUAAUGGAGAUGCCCCAUCCGAUGGCCGAUGCAAUCACCUGCCGCUGGGCCACUUCGGUUUGCGAGAAGGCAGCUGCUCAUGCUCAGGCCCGGCUGAACCACGUGCAGGGCAUUGCCUAUGGCUUUAUCGAGGAGCUGCAGUAA
Durusdinium trenchii is the source of this 432-nucleotide messenger RNA. NCBI's taxonomy places the organism in Eukaryota, Dinophyceae, Suessiales, Symbiodiniaceae. The record is from the annotation of a GenBank genome assembly.